This is a messenger RNA of Symbiodinium necroappetens, 3534 nucleotides long. The record is from the annotation of a GenBank genome assembly. Lineage: Eukaryota; Dinophyceae; Suessiales; Symbiodiniaceae.
GAGCCGGCGAGCAAAGCAAAAGCUAAGGCAAAGGCUAAGGCUAGCCAGAAGGCCAGCCAAGAAGAGGCGUCCACCUUGCCCACUAGUCUGGAUGACAUCACGCCUGCAGAUGGUGACAUCUUCUACGAAGACGGUGAGUGGAGUGUGGAGUACGCAAAGUCUGGCCGCUCAACGUGCAGAAUCUCCCAGGAAAAGAUUCCAGCCGGGGUUCUCAGGUUUGGCAAAACGGUAAAGUCCGACUCAUUCGAUGGCAACAUGACCAUAUGGUACCAUGCCGCUGCCCUAUUGUCGGGGAACAUCCUGCCAAGCUCGGUGAACAUAGUCUCGGGGUUUUCGAGUCUGAAGCCCGCUGACCAGAAGGCCAUCACGAAGAUCAUCCCCAAAGGGGAGGGCGCCGGAGCCAGUGAUUCAAAGGCCACGCAGGGCAAAAAACUGCACGAGGUCUUGGACGUGUUGAAUCAGAUGCAGCCGAAGCAGCUCGCCGAGAUGGCAGCUUUGAACAGCUACCCUGAGAAGAAGCUGCAUGUUUCUAGCACCUUGGCGCAGCUGUGCGCAGAUGGCAUCUUAUUUGGUGCGACGCAGCCUUGCGAGGUCUGCAAGGAUCACGGAAGGGCCGGUACCAUCCUCCUGGAUGGAGAGGUGUACAAAUGCACCGGAUGGAUGACAGACCACCUGAAAUGUGAUUUCCAGACCCAAAAGCCGGAGCGCGACGUGUGGCAGCUAACCCCGGCGGCCAAACAGGCAGCUGACGGCAAGCUGGGCAAGCUGCAGCUGAAGGUGGGGACUCGACUCUUCGCCACGAAGAUGUCCGCGGAUGGCACAAUGCCCUCCCAGUCAAGCUCCAGCUCGCAAGCAAGGCCGCCCCUGCUGAACUUGAGCGUCUACGUGUCCAAGGACUUCUCAGCUGACGAGAGGAAGGAGAUUGAAGGGCUGGUGAAGUCCCACAUGGGCAAGAUCUGCACGACCAUUACGAAGGCAACGUGCUUCGUCGUGUCCUCCCCUGAGCUUAUUCAAUCGGACACCGAGGAAAAGGAGGCAGCCAAGAGUGACGGUGUCCCUGGGGUCGAGAAGAGCUUCCUUGACAACCUGAAGGCCGGCACCACCACCGACAUGACUGCGCAUCUACUCUGGGGUGAAGCACCCCGCAUGUUCAGAGCCAUCGCAGAAACGGGCACGGCCAAGACUGUUGAAAAGGAAGGCGUUGCAAUGGACACAGACAUUGGAGAGCUGAUCGAUCGAACUCAUGUGCUGAUCGACAGGCCGAAGAACCGCGUGUACAGCGAGACCUUGAGCCUCACGGACAUGACCUCGGGCUCCAAUUCCUUCUACAAGCUUUAUGUGCUGGAGUCUGACAAGGACUCGGGCGGCAGCUGCUACUGGGUGUGGAGGAAGUGGGGUCGCAUAGGUGUCAGCCAGGGUGGCACGAAGCUUGAGGAGUUCCAUUCUGACCAAGCAGCAGCCAUCCGGCAGUUCAGCAAGCUCUAUCUCGAAAAAACUGGAAACACCUACGGCCACAAGCCGUCGGAGUUUGUGCAGAAGCCCGGAAAGUUUAGCCGCGUCGAUGUGGCACACAAGGCCUUGCAGAAGAAGAAGGCGAAGACCGACGAAGAGGAGCCCGAGCCGUCACAAGACGAAGUUCAGGACGGCCAGCCUUUGGGUCAGCUGUCCAAGGCAGCCGUCGAGAAGGGAAACGCUGUCCUUGACAAGAUCGAGUCCAUUCUAUCCGAGGUUGCGGAAGGAGCCCCACUGAGCCCGGUCCAGAGGGGGAAGGUCAAGGCUGAAUCCGCCGAGUUCUAUGCCCUCAUUCCGCACAACUUCGGCAUCAAGGCACCUCCGCCAAUCGACACACAGGACCUCCUGGGAGCUGAACGUGCCCUCCUCCAGUUCUACUUGCGCAUGGGUUUCGAGGAGAUCGGCGGAGGAGAAGACGAGGAGAAACUCACACCGAUCUCCGGAGUCAUGCAACUUGAGCUGCCGGGCACGCUGCAAGAGGGCUGCAAGGGCAUUUGUGCCAAGAAGGAUGUGGAUAGCUGCACCAAGAAGGGCAAGGCUCUGGAGAAGAAGAAAGCUGGCAAGCCACUGAAGCCAAUGGACGCUGAACUGUAUGGAGCCAUUCUGAUGUACACCGGCAAUGCCAUUUACCAGGCUCUAAACAAGGCCCUGCGCGACGAAGAUCGAGACAAGGUCGGCUCCUACUUCCCGUACCUGCGCAUGCUUUUCGAGGCCUGUGGCAGGCUCCCAAUUCGGAAAGUUACUCUCUGGCGCGGAGUUGGAGUCGACCUCUUUGAUCAGUACAAGGUUGGCAGCACCAUCACAUGGUGGGGUGUUUCAAGCUGUACCUCGGACGAGAAGGUCGCAAAGAACUUUGCCAGCGGCUGCGCAGGACCGUCAACGCUCCUAACAGUUGAGACGCAGACGGCUUGUGAAAUUUCCGAGUUGAGCUUCUACUCCAACGAAGCAGAGAGCAUCUUGCUUCCCGGCACCCAGCUCAAGGUCCUCGAUUCCUACAAGAAGGGGAAGACCGCUUUCAUCCGCCUCCAGGAGGUUGGUCGGCAGGUCGGAGAGCUCUCAGACCUCAGCGCGGUCGCUGAAACGACCCCGCGCUUUGUUUUAUUGUCCCAGUGCUUCGCUGAUGCCUGGAUGUGCGACCUGGCAGUGAUUGCCGGGCCGUAUUUCGUUUAUGUAGGAGAGCAUUUAUGUGCCAUUGCUGAUACAUGUCUAGACGGGCAUUGCUUACAUCACCUGAGCUUUGUGAAUGGAAGCCCCAUGGCACCCUCGCAGGAGGACUUCGAUUCUCUGAAGGAUGAGAAGGAGAAGCUGGAGGCCGCGCUGAAGCAGGAGCAGGACAAGCGCCUCGCAGAGCAGCAGAGGCUCAAGGAGAGGACGCGGGAGACGUUCCAAAAGCUGAAAGAUGAUUGCAACGCGAAGGUGCUCGCGCUCAACCAAGAGCUCGAGAAAGCGAAGGCCGACUCCCAGGGCUCGCCAGAUGUGAGCGCCCUUCAGACAGUGGCUCAGCUGCAGAAGGCCUUCAGCCUUCUUGCGCUACGCAUGGAAAAGUUUGGGAUCCGCUUCCGCACUGCGCUGCUCUCCGUGUCUUCGCUUUUGCUGGCCGGCCCCUACGACACCGAACGUGGAGUUCUUCUUCGUCUGCUGGAAGCCCAGCCUGGGCGAGGGGGGCCGAACUUUGUGUUUGGGAUCUGCCAGCUGGUUUCACGUGCAAGGAGCCUGCGACUUUGCAGGCUGAAUUCAGCGUUUGCCGAGAUGGCUGAGAAGGAAGAGAACAGUGAUGCCUGGAGCCGUUGUCCCGUAUGGGACGGCUCCCCUUUGACCUGGAGCGCCUUUAGGCGCGAGAUGGCCUGGUGGUCUCUUCCUUGGACCUGGAGGGCACCAAGAAGUACAACCUGGCGGCCAGAUUCCUCCUCCGUCAGACGGGCACCGUCCGUCAGAGGGGAGAGGAAUUUCUUCCUGAAGAACUUGAAUAUCAAAAAGAAAUGCGAGCUCGCGAUCCGGAGUCAGGAGAAGAGUUUGCCCUGA